UCCAACAAAAAAACAUUUAACUUUUGUUUACAUCGAUCUGCUCUGCCGCAAAAGUUAAAUUACUAAACAAUGGCCGAUGCGUGGGACAUAAAAACGCUUAAGACGAAGCGGAACACACUCCGCGAGAAGCUGGAGAAGCGGAAAAAGGAGCGCAUCGAGAUACUGUCCGAUAUACAGGAGGAUCAAACGAAUCCCAAAAAAGAACUCGUUGAGGCUGACCUGGAGGUGCAGAAGGAGGUGCUGCAGGCAUUGAGUGCCUGCUCCCUGGCCCUGCCCAUCGUUUCGACGCAGGUGAUGGAAAAGAUUGCCGCUGCCGGCAGCAGCCUCGAAAUGGUCAACUUUAUUCUGGGGAAACUGGCUAACCAGGGUGCCAUUUCGAUUCGAAAUGUGACCAUUGGCACGGAGGCGGGCUGUGAAAUCAUUUCGGUGCAGCCCAAGGAGCUAAAGGAGAUUCUGGAGGACAUCAACGACACUUGUCUGCAGAAGGAGGAGGAGGCAAAGCGAAAGUUGGCAGAGCUUGUGGAAGCCGAAGAGGAUGUCCAGCCUCUGGAAAAAACGAUGAAGAUGGAUUGUUCCUCCCGCAAGGAUGCGCCCAAUGACAUAAUGAUGCUGCUGUCGAUGCCCUCGACCCGCGAGAAGCAGAGCAAACAGGUGGGCGAGGAGAUCCUAGAGCUGCUGACCAAACCCACCGCCAAAGAGCGCUCCGUGGCAGAGAAAUUCAAGUCGCAUGGCGGGGCACAGGUCAUGGAGUUCUGCUCCCACGGCACCAAGGUGGAGUGCCUCAAGGCACAGCAGGCCACCGCAGAGAUGGCGGCCAAGAAGAAACAGGAGCGCCUGGACGAGCAGGCACUGAGAGGAGAGGAUGCGGGCAACGGCGGCGGCAGCAGCAGCAGCACAAAGCCACCAAAGGCCGGAACUCCACUGGAAACCACAUCGGAGGAUGGCGAAGUUAUAUCCGAAACGCUGACCAAUUGCGAGGGCGAGUCCCAAGAGUCCACCGAUGGCAGCGAUGCCUCCGGCGAGACGCGCGACAAGUGCACCAAGCUCCACUUCAAGAAGAUCAUUCAGGCGCACACGGACGAGUCCCUGGGGGACUGCAGCUUCCUGAACACCUGCUUCCACAUGGCCACCUGCAAGUAUGUGCACUACGAGGUGGACACGCUGCCGCACAUCAACACGAACAAGCCCACCGACGUGAAGACGAAGCUCAGCCUGAAGCGCAGCAUCGACCCCAGCUGCACCCUGUACCCGCCCCAGUGGAUCCAAUGCGAUUUGCGGUUCCUCGACAUGACCGUGCUGGGGAAGUUUGCGGUGGUCAUGGCCGAUCCACCCUGGGACAUACACAUGGAGCUGCCAUAUGGCACCAUGUCCGACGACGAGAUGCGUGCCCUGGGUGUGCCCGCGCUCCAGGACGAUGGCCUGAUCUUUCUCUGGGUAACUGGUCGUGCCAUGGAGCUGGGCCGCGAUUGCCUCAAGCUCUGGGGCUACGAGCGGGUGGACGAACUCAUUUGGGUGAAGACGAACCAGCUGCAGCGCAUCAUACGCACUGGACGCACCGGCCACUGGCUGAAUCACGGCAAGGAGCACUGUCUGGUGGGCAUGAAGGGCAAUCCGACCAAUCUGAAUCGCGGCCUCGACUGCGAUGUGAUCGUGGCCGAAGUGCGCGCCACCUCCCACAAGCCGGACGAGAUCUACGGCAUCAUCGAGCGCCUCAGUCCGGGCACUCGCAAAAUCGAACUCUUCGGCCGCCCGCACAACAUUCAACCGAAUUGGAUAACUCUGGGCAAUCAAUUGGAUGGCAUACGCCUCGUCGACCCCGAGCUGAUCACGCAGUUCCAGAAGCGCUAUCCCGAUGGCAAUUGCAUGUCCCCAGCGGCGGCGGCCAAUGCAGCUGCCAGCAUCAAUGGCAUUCAAAACUAAAGUUAAAGAUUGGGAUAAACUUACAUUAAGAUAAACAAAAGCUAAGGCAGGAAAGUAAACUUGGACGAGGAUGAGCUAAUAAAUGUAGAUUUAAAUCUCUCAUUUUUAUAUGUUUUUGCUGCGAUUCGGCUGAUUCUGAUUUAUGGAUUUGGGAAACCGAAACAUAGCGACUCAGCUGCCCUAGGAAUUGCCCGAAUCACAGCGAAAGUUGUAAUGGAAUUCCUGUUCCUGUUUCUGAUAUUUGUAUAGUCUUUGCUUUGAAUACAUUUAUUGCUCUUUUUUCUUUGCGCGUAUAUACAAUAGUGCGAUAAAUAUCUAUAUAUAUGUGCGUAUAUAUAGUAGAACCAAUAAAGAACUAAUUGUUAAGACUAAUAAUUAUCUCUGCACAUACGCUGCACAGUAUGUGUGUGUGUUGAACUUAUAAGACUUAAAUCAGUAGAGCUGCAGAGAGUAGUACAUGGGUUUAGGUUACUGUUUUUAUAGUUAUAAAGAAAUGCUGGCCUUAAGUGUCUGCUGCUGGGUAACUCUGCGCUGGAGCUGGCUGCUGGUUCUGCUCUAGAGGAGGCGCCUCCUGGCUCCUGGCAAAAGUGUAUUUACAUGUCAGGAAACCAAAGACCUUUCAUCGUCUAAGAACUCUUUUUUUUGUUUCAUUGCUUCGUAACAAUAAAUUUAGAUUUAACAUAAAUUUGA
Drosophila subobscura is the source of this 2610-nucleotide messenger RNA. RefSeq names its product N6-adenosine-methyltransferase MT-A70-like protein (gene Mettl3). Gene Ontology annotation, molecular function: mRNA (2'-O-methyladenosine-N6-)-methyltransferase activity; mRNA m(6)A methyltransferase activity. The transcript has 3 exons. Gene Ontology annotation, cellular component: RNA N6-methyladenosine methyltransferase complex; nucleus. The record is from RefSeq and is a predicted model, not a curated record. The coding region runs from base 70 to 1920 and encodes 616 amino acids. Lineage: Eukaryota; Metazoa; Arthropoda; Insecta; Diptera; Drosophilidae.